AUGCGGGGAUGCCCGCCGUCGCGCGACGCUACCUGCCCGCUUGCGGCGCUGCGGCGUCGCGCCAGUGCGUCGCCACACCGCCUGCCUGGUGCGCUGCGGGCCAACUGCGGCUCGCCGCUGCUGAAAAGACCCGCGACCUUCCGCGGAGAUGCGAGCUUGGGAGUCGCGCUGCUGCUGCUGGCGGCCGUGGCGGCCGUGCAAGCGGAGGCGGCGGCGAGCAGCACGUCUCGGCGGUACACGAUUGCUCCGCUGCGCAGAUUGGAUGAGAGAGUGGAUGUUUUCACACUGCCCGAGCGACUGGUGUUCGCCGGCACUGCCAUGCUGCCCCCCAUGGAUGAUGCACCUGAUGCUCCUGGUGACAGUAGCAGUGCAGGUGAUGGUGGUGGUGCCGAUAGUGGUGGUGGUGCCGAUAGUGGUGGUGGUGCCGGUGAGAGUGAGAGGGGAGGCAGCAGCGAGUCGGGCAGGGAGCAAGGCAGCAGCAGUGCGAAUGAUGGUGCAAGCGACCAAGGCACACAAGGCAGUGACACGGGCGCAGGAGGCACGGACUUGACCCCCAGUAGCAGCAGCGGGGCCAACAGCAGCGACUCUGGCACGUCAGCGGCUGCAGAGGAGAGUGACCUUAUCGAGGCAGUGGAGCAGCGCAACGAGCAGGCCAUCAGGCGCAUCCGCUACCCGCAGGGGGCGCGCCAGGGGGUACAGCAGCUGGCGCGGGCGGGGGCGGUGGCAUCACAGGAGACAGAGGUGAAGGCGGUGGUGAGGCGGCGGGCAGCGGUGGGGUUUCCUGGAAUCAGCCAGUACAGCGAGGUGAACAGCGGCACUGCGCCCACCUACAACCACUCCGUGUGUCUUAGAGUGCGCCUCUGCUCUGCACGCCCACAAAUCCUAUCCCUUGAAGGACCGCGCCUCACUCACUCAUUGCUACCAACUCAAGCUGCCACUGCUCCUCCUCCUCACCCACACCCUGCCAUUCACUCCCUCCCAUGCCGUGCCGCGCCUCGUCCCCCACAACUGCAGUUCGUCAACGUGCUGCUGAGUGUGGUGCAGCGCCGGGAGCCAUACAACGCAUCAGUGCGGGGGGACAACAUUGGGGACAUGUCCUGCACCUACGACCCUGCUUCCAGGCGCUUCUUUCUCUCCUCCUACUGGCUCUCCGGAGGGGCGAGCAACGGGUAUGACAGGUUUGGGCAGACGAGGCAGCGAGGGAACCGCACAGUGGGGUCGGGGGUGAUAGUGGCGGCGUCCACCGACGGCGACCCCACCCAGCCUUGGAACGUCUUCUUCAUCCCCGGCUCGUACGUCAGGCCCUUUCCACCUCUCACCGCUCCUUGCACUGCUCCUUUCUAUAGAUCAUCUGGUGUGCUCCUUGCAUGGCUAUUCACGUGCACUCCGCAUUCUCCCGUUCCCCCUCUUCUUCUGCUGGAUGGAUGCUGCUUGUGCCCCAUACCCCACUGGUGUGCCAUGCAAUAUGGGCAUGUGAGUGCCAUGGGUGCUGCGGGUGUGCUGCAUGGGUGUGGCGUGCAAACAUGCAUGCACCGCGCCGUGCCCAUGGGGCAUUGCUGCACAUGGGGCAUUGCUGCACAUGGGGCAUUGCUGCACAUGGGGCAUUGCUGCACAUGGGGCAUUGCUGCACAUGGGGCAUUGCUGCACAUGGCAGCAACGACGGCAACAAUUCCAACCCCGAUUGGGGAGCACCGCUCUACUACAACACAUCCAAGCUCACAACUCUCCGUAAGAUCGCCACAUGGCUCCCCCACAGUUGUUGCUUUCGGAAUGGUGUGUGAGCUGUCAAGAGAGGACAGGUGGGCUGCCAAGAGAUUGGUGAGUGAGUGUGGCCAGGUGUGUCUUUUAGAUAUCACCUACCUUUCUCUUAUGGCACUGUCAUCCUUUCGUAGUGAUGGCCCCCGUCACCACUGCCUCGCUAGAUUUGCUGCUACCACAGCACCAGGUCUCAGUGCUUCACGCGUCUCGUCUUUCCUGUCUCCUCCCCUCUCCUCGUGGCCCCCUCUCUUGCUUCCCCUGCAUGUACUCUCCGCGUGCGGUGCAGAGGACUACCCGCAGAUUGGCACGGAUGCCCAUGGUGUGUUUGUAUCGGUGAACCAGUUCGGCCUGGAGGAGUCCAAGUACUUUGGCGCCAAUAUCUAUGCCAUGGGCAAGCAGCAGCUAUUCCGCACGUGCACCGCCUCCAUCCUGCGCUUUGCCAUCCCCUACUCGCCUGCGCUCACCAGCCCCUCCUACACCGUGUAUCCGCACAAGGUCCCUGCCGAUGGCUCCUAUGAUACCGCCAACAACGGCACCAUGUACUUUGGCUGGAUGGCUGUCAAUUUCAAUGGUGCGCCCAACGAGACCGUUCUCGUGCCCAAUGUCACUAUCGUCGGCGCCUUUGCUCUCACCGGUACCAGCUCGCUCGGGUCAACCGAGGCCGUUGAUCGCGUCGUGCCGCACAUCGCAGCCGUCGAAACGCCGCCGUUUUUCAUGCCGAUGCCGGUGAGGCAGCGACCGGGGCCCACCCCCACGGCAUGGCGGUUCAACCGGAGGGAGGCGGCCAUAGACGCGUUUGCAGCGGGCAUGCAGGCCGUGGUGGUGCAGCCACAGCGCAGCACCAUGUGGCUGGCCUUCACCUCUGCGUUCGGCCCCGCCCUCGGGUCGUCGUCCGUGGUGCUGGCUCAGAUCAGGCUAAGGCUGAGGGCAGAGGUCUCAGGGGAGGUGGCAUCUGAAGACUCGUCAGGGGAGGUGGCAUCUGGAGAGGCGUCGGGGGAGGUGGCAUCUGGAGACUCGUCAGGAGAGGUGGCAUGCGUAGAGUCAUCCUCAGAGGUGGUAAUGAAUGGGACUGUGGGGGAGACAGAAGCAGUGGAGGCAGCAAGUGGUGGGUGGUCAUUCGAGGUGCAGCUGGAGGGGUUCAAAGCGGUGGGCGUGCAGGGCAACAGCCUGCUGCGCCCUGCCAUGGCGCUCAACAGGCGCGGCAGGGGCAUACUAGCAGCAGCACUGGCGGGCCCGUCCUUCUACCCCUCUGCUGCCUAUGCCCGUGUGGAUGCAGCCCUGCGUGUUGGCCCCGUCACUAUUGCAGCACCCGGGAGAGCUCCCCUUGAUGACUACUCUGGGUACCUGUUUGAGGAGAGGGUGAUGCGGUACGGGGACUACCACACGGCCACCACUGAUGAGCACGGCAAUGCAUGGGCCGUGGUGGAGUAUGUGCCUGGUGUGCCGCGCACCCACACCUCCCGAACGUUCGCAGCAGCGCGCCUCAUGGCAGCACCCGCCGCGCUGUCCCCCGCCGCGCUGCCGCUGUGGCGGCGGAUGCUGCAGUCGUCCAUCGACGCGCACGCGCACAUCCCCUCCGCGUCCUUCGUGCAACUCGCCACAGUGCGCGCCAACGGCACGCCCGCCAACCGCUCUCUCGUCUUCAGAGGCUUCAUGGAAGGUUCCGACAACCUCAUAUUCUACACAGAUGGCCGCAGCAGCAAGGUCUCCAUCCUCCCCGACCCUCCCAUUGCUCCACUGCUCGCCCUCUUGACUCUGCAAUCUGUCCUGCACGUCAAGGAGAUCGAGCAGUGGUCGCUCAUCGAGCUGUGCUGGUAUUUCUCCGAGUCAUGGGAGCAGUACCGCAUUGCUGGCAGCAUGACCACCGUCCAUGCCAACUCGCCCGACCCUUCGCUCUUGAAGCUGAGGCAUGCGGCAUGGCAGCCGCUGACAGCGCAGCAGCGCUGGCAGUACUGCCGAGGGCACCCAGGCACGCCCUGGGAGGAAGAGAGCGCAGCAGGGCGGCCUGAUGGGCACGAGUCAUCGCUGGCAGCACUGGCGUUGCUGACACAGCGAGAUGCAGAGGGGGCGAGUGCGGAGAAUAAGGCUGAGCGUGAUAAGGUGGACCCGGAUAAGGUUGCCUCUGUUGAGCCCGUGGAGGACUUCUGCCUGCUGCUGCUGGAGCCCCUUGAGGUGGACUACGUGCACGUGAAAACGCCCUCUCGCCACCGACACACAAGGCUCAUGGCAGACGAGGGGAAAGAGGGUGGGGCAGGGGGGAGAGGGUACGAGUGGACUGCCACGCGCAUUCACCUUUAA
Messenger RNA from Closterium sp. NIES-65, 4056 nucleotides. The record is from the annotation of a GenBank genome assembly. NCBI's taxonomy places the organism in Eukaryota, Viridiplantae, Streptophyta, Zygnematophyceae, Desmidiales, Closteriaceae.